Psammomys obesus (fat sand rat) is the source of this 953-nucleotide messenger RNA. Its product is annotated as calpain-9-like. Gene Ontology annotation, cellular component: cytoplasm. Gene Ontology annotation, molecular function: calcium ion binding; calcium-dependent cysteine-type endopeptidase activity. Gene Ontology annotation, biological process: proteolysis. The record is from RefSeq and is a predicted model, not a curated record. NCBI's taxonomy places the organism in Eukaryota, Metazoa, Chordata, Mammalia, Rodentia, Muridae.
AUACCUUCUGGACCAACCCACAAAUAAAGCUGUCCCUGACGGAGAGGGAUGAAGGCCAGGAGGGCUGCACUUUCCUGGCAGCCCUGAUGCAGAAGGACCGCAGGAAGCUCAGGAGGUUUGGGGCCAACAUGCUGACAAUUGGCUACGCCAUUUACCAGUGCCCAGACAAGGAUGGACACCUGGGUAGGGACUUUUUCAAGUACCAUGCCUCCCUGGCCCGGAGCAAGACAUUCAUCAACCUGAGGGAAGUCUCCGGCCGCUUCCAGCUGCCCCCCGGAGACUACAUCCUCAUCCCCAGCACCUUUGAGCCUCACCAGGAGGCCAACUUCUGCCUGAGAAUCUUCUCUGAGAAGAGAGCUGUCACUCGGGACCUGGACGAGAACACAGACAUCCACCUUCCUGAGCUUCCAAAACCGACCCCCCCGGAGGAGGAAACGGAGGAGGAGUGGCAGUUCCGGGCCCUGUACCGUCAAAUUGCUGGCGAGGACAUGGAGGUCACUGCCCAGGAGCUCGAGUGCGUCUUAAAUGCUGUUCUGCAAAAGAAAACAACCUUCAAGUUCAAGAAGCUGAGCCUGCUGUCCUGCAGGAACAUCAUCUCUCUGAUGGACACCAGUGGCAAUGGGAAGCUGGAGUUUGAAGAGUUCCGGGUUUUCUGGGACAAGCUGAAGCACUGGAUGGACCUGUUUCUCCAGUUUGAUGUGGACAAGUCCGGCACCAUGUCUUCCUAUGAACUGCGGAACGCCCUGAAGGCUGCUGGCUUUCAGCUGGACAGCCAUCUCCUGCAGCUACUCGUCCUCAGGUACGCAGAUGACGGACUCCAGCUGGACUUUGAUGACUACCUCAACUGCCUGGUUCGGCUGGAGAAUGCAAGCCGUGAGUGCACAGGGGAGCUGAGUGUGCAGGGAGCUGAGUGCGCAGGGAGCUGAGUGCGCAGGGAGCUGAGUGUGUGCAGG